AAAAAUUCUUCACUCUCUCUACUACUACCUCUUACACACUCUCCCUUUCAGCUUCUUUGGUUAAGUCAAAAUAGUUCUAAGUUCUAACCAUGGUGAAAUCAAAGAAAUUCCGAGGUGUUAGGCAACGUCAUUGGGGUUCUUGGGUCUCCGAGAUUCGUCACCCGUUAUUAAAAAGGAGGGUGUGGUUAGGAACAUUUGAGACAGCUGAAGAAGCAGCUAGAGCAUAUGAUGAAGCAGCAAUUUUAAUGAGUGGAAGAAAUGCAAAAACAAAUUUUCCAGUUUCAGAUAACAAUUCAAUUGGAAAUAACAAUCAAAAACCCUUUGCAACUUCUUCUUCAAUUUCAACUACUACUACAUCAUCACUCUCUGCAAUUCUAAGUGCAAAGCUUAGAAAGUGUUGCAAAUCACCUUCACCUUCUCUAACUUGUCUAAGGCUUGACACUGAAAAUUCACACUUUGGAGUGUGGCAAAAAAGAGCGGGACCUCGUUCAGAUUCCAACUGGAUCAUGAUGGUCGAGUUGGAAAAGAAAAAGAAAGAAGAAGACGGAGAAGUUGUGUCAACUUUUGAUUCUAAAUUGUCUUCUAACGUUGUUGUUAACGAUGAUUCUGAGAAGGUUGUAAAACCAGAAAAGGAAGAUGAAGAAGAAGAUGAAAUAAAUGAUAACAAUAACGGAUUAGAUGAGGAGCAACGAAUUGCAUUGCAGAUGAUUGAAGAACUUCUUAAUCAGAAUUAAUUUAAUUCAUUGAAUGAAUGAAUGAUCCAAUGUGCUUUUUUAUUUAUGUUUAUUGAUUAAGUACCAAAGUUGUUGUUCAUUAAAAAUAUAGGGACCUAUUUGUUAAUGAGAAAUAAAAAGUAUCAAUUUAGUCUUUAUGGUCAAAAUAGUUUCUAGUGGAUACUAAAUUGUAUCUUAAAAUAAUUUGAAAAGUUACUAUUUAGGAUAAAAUUUGUUUGUAAUUGUUUAUAGUAAAUCAGUUAAUUUUUUGUGUUUUUUA
Cicer arietinum (chickpea) is the source of this 993-nucleotide messenger RNA. RefSeq names its product ethylene-responsive transcription factor WIN1-like. Gene Ontology annotation, molecular function: DNA binding; DNA-binding transcription factor activity. Gene Ontology annotation, biological process: regulation of DNA-templated transcription. NCBI's taxonomy places the organism in Eukaryota, Viridiplantae, Streptophyta, Magnoliopsida, Fabales, Fabaceae. The record is from RefSeq and is a predicted model, not a curated record.